AAAGAAGGAGCCAAGCAUUUUUCAGGAUUAGAAGAAGCUGUGUUUAGGAACAUACAGGCAUGUAAGGAGCUUUCUCAAACCACCCGUACAGCUCUUGGGCCAAAUGGAAUGAACAAAAUGGUUAUUAAUCAUCUUGAGAAGCUUUUCGUGACAAAUGAUGCAGCAACUAUCUUAAGGGAGUUGGAGGUCCAACACCCAGCUGCAAAAAUGAUUGUGAUGGCUUCACAUAUGCAAGAGCAAGAAGUUGGAGAUGGAACAAACUUUGUCCUUGUUUUUGCUGGAGCUCUUCUUGAGCUAGCGGAGGAACUUUUGAGGAUGGGACUUUCAGUUUCAGAGGUGAUAGAAGGGUAUGAAAAAGCUUGCAAGAAAGCCUUGGAAAUUCUUCCUGACUUAGUAUGCUGUUCUGCAAAGAAUCUGCAUGAUGUUGAAGAAGUGGCAUUUUUAUUGCACACCCCAGUAAUGAGCAAACAAUAUGGCAAUGAAAACUUCCUGGCAAAGCUUAUUGCUCAGGCUUGUGUAUCUAUUCUUCCUGAAUCUGGUUAUUUCAAUGUUGACAGUGUCAGAGUAUGCAAAAUUUUGGGCUCUGGUAUUGCUGCUUCUUCAGUCCUGCAUGGCAUGGUUUUUAAAAAAGAAACUGAAGGAGAUGUUACUUCGGUCAAAGAUGCCAAAAUAGCUGUGUAUUCCUGUCCUUUUGAUGGCAUGAUAACUGAAACUAAGGGCACUGUACUGAUAAAAAAUGCUGAAGAACUUAAGAAUUUCAGCCAAGGAGAAGAAAAUCUAAUGGAUCUGCAAGUCAAGGCAAUUGCUGAUGCUGGUGCAAAUAUUGUAGUAACAGGUGGCAAAGUGGCGGACAUGGCACUUCAUUAUGCUAACAAAUACAAUAUUAUGUUAAUAAGGUUGAACUCAAAAUGGGAUCUCAGGAGGCUGUGCAAAACACUUGGUGCUACAGCUCUUCCCAAAUUGACGCCACCUACUCUAGAAGAAAUGGGUCAUUGUGAUAGUGUGUGUUUGUCAGAGGUUGGAGAUACACAAGUAGUUGUGUUUAAGCAUGAAAAGGAAGAUGGUGCCAUUUCUACCAUAGUAAUACGUGGAUCUACAGAAAAUCUAAUGGAUGACAUAGAAAGAGCUGUAGAUGAUGGUGUUAAUACUUUCAAAGUACUUACUAGGGAUAAACGUCUUGUCCCUGGUGGUGGUGCAACAGAGAUUGAGUUGGCAAAGCAGAUCACAUCUUACGGAGAGACAUGCCCUGGGCUUGACCAGUAUGCUAUCAAGAAAUUUGCAGAGGCAUUUGAAACCAUUCCUCGAGCACUAGCAGAAAAUUCAGGAGUAAAGGCUAAUGAAGUUAUCUCCAAACUUUAUGCAGUGCAUCAAGAAGGCAACAGAAAUGUUGGAUUUGAUAUCGAGGCUGAGGUUGCAGCUGUGAAGGAUAUGUUGGAAACUGGUGUGUUAGACACAUAUCUUGGAAAACACUGGGGUAUUAAGCUGGCUACAAAUGCUGCAGUGACUGUGCUCAGAGUAGAUCAGAUCAUCAUGGCAAAGCCAGCUGGUGGGCCUAAACCUCCUUCAGGAAAGAAAGAUUGGGAUGAUGACCAAAGCGAAUGAACACCUUGUCACUGUAGUUUGAGUGAAGUAGGAUUGUAUGUAUCUUCUUGUACUCCUGUUGGGGCCUCACAUGUUUUCUCCCUCACCUUAAGUUAUGAGACUGUAUCAGUAAAGCGUACGAUACUGCUACCAUUUCAAUAAACGAACCUGAAAUAUAAAAAGA
This is a messenger RNA of Pelodiscus sinensis (Chinese soft-shelled turtle), 1765 nucleotides long. The record is from RefSeq and is a predicted model, not a curated record. NCBI's taxonomy places the organism in Eukaryota, Metazoa, Chordata, Testudines, Trionychidae.